Molecule: messenger RNA, 600 nt
Organism: Entrophospora sp. SA101
Lineage: Eukaryota; Fungi; Glomeromycota; Glomeromycetes; Entrophosporales; Entrophosporaceae
Source: the annotation of a GenBank genome assembly
AUGUGUGAUAUAGUUGAAUCAGCAACAUACUCAAACUCUUUACCUUUACCUUCUUCCCAAAAUCCGUCAUAUUCAUCGCUAAUAUUAAAAAAAAAGAAUGUCACUUUAAUAUCAUUACCAGAAGAUAUUUUAUACAUGAAUCUCAAUACUACAUUAGUUUCGUCAUCGUCAAGGACAAUUUCGUAUGAGGACGAUUCAACAACUACAAAAUUAGUUGUACCAAAAAAUUCAUUAAAUCUAAAUCCAGCCCAACAAAUCCAACAAGAACAUCAGCAAUCACAGCGACAGCAACAACGUACUCAAUUACUCAAUCUAACAAAACUAUUCACAUCACAAUACUCUUCUACAAUAGAUGGAAUUUUUCAAGUCACUAAUUGUCCCGAUUCAAACUGUGAGACAUGUCAAAUUUGUUGUGCAAAUUGUAAAAUAAAUUACAAAUAUUGGGAUGAAGUUUGGAUAAAGUGUGGAUGGUGUAGGAAAAAACAUUUUUGUGGUGACUGUGUUACGAAAUUGCCUAGGAAAAAAUCUUUUAGAAAUAUGUCUUUUCAGUUCAUUAGAAUUAAACUGUGUCAGGUAUUUGAAUUACCUUGUUCUAUCUAG